This is a messenger RNA of Amoebophrya sp. A25, 1753 nucleotides long. The record is from the annotation of a GenBank genome assembly. NCBI's taxonomy places the organism in Eukaryota, Dinophyceae, Syndiniales, Amoebophryaceae.
CUCACAAACCGGUGGAGAGGAACGACUCGAAAGCCGAUUUUGCAGAACAAGUGAAUCGUCCGAAGAAGGUACUUCUUUCUUCUAGGCUAUCUAGUUCUUCACUUUGUUUGCUGGCGCGGUUCCCGCGCUGCAGGUCGUCCCGCAGCCGCGCGCCGCGCCGCCGACACUCAGCAGAUUCUUCUGCAGAUUUUUUUCCUUCGCCGCCUUUUCCCGUGGUUUGUUCAUUCCGCUUCGCCGCAAAGCCUCAGCGGUGUGAGUACUUUUUCGACGCUGCUGAUUCGCAGGCAGAAUCUUCCGAGAUGUGCAGGCAGUGGGUCGCUUUCCCUCAGCGCAAUCGGCAGCAGCCCCCCCAGGAUUCGAGAAGGGUUAGGGGGCCGCGUCCGCUUGCCUCCUGGCUCUCUCGCAAACGUGGCGGAGCAGGCUCGUCCGAUGGCCUUAGCGAGUGCCUCCGCCUUCUGGGCUAGGUGCAUCCCUUUCGCUGGUCGCAUAUCUUAAGCGCCCGGCGCCUGCUGCCAUCGCCAGCUAUGCCGAUUCGGUGCGAGAUUCUUUGCUUGCCGGGAGCGGUUCGCGCGGCACUGUGUGCCCAAGGAUGGCGGCAGCAGGUGGAAGAUGCUGGCGGGCAAGGCGUUGCCGCAUCUACUCGACCAAGAGCGGACGAAUCUGCUGCGCGCCCGCCUUCGGUGGCGCCCCGACUGACAGCGCAAAGCGUGCGCCUUCCUUGUGACUGCUGCGAAACUCUUCGAGCACUGAGCCGAGAACGCGCGAACGCGAAGGCAUAAGCCCCAGGGGCGCGAAGAAAGUGGAAGAAGGCGGCAGCGUCUUGCAUGCGUGUGCGCGAUGCAUAUUGCCGGGAGCAUGUCGGACAGCUAUGGAAUGAGGAGAACACUUCGCGGCAGCUUGGCGCUCUUGGUUGCCUUUCAUGCUAAGAACAGCGGGCGGCAGUAGCUUCCAGCAGCCCAGUCCCGCGCGUGCUCGGGCGUCAGAUGUCUCGGACCAUCGUGGAAGCAAAUUGGAGCCGGAUCUUACAAGCAGUCGAGCGCGGGAGCUCCAGCUGCAUGAGGAGCGGGGGCGGGAGGCUCGUCAGAACUUCGCUCCAACAUGGUGACGCGUUUUCUUUAUCGCAAGCCUGCAGAGGCGUCCCGGCUGCCUUAUUAUUUGUGGGCGUGGCCACCGCGUCGCAGGGCGCAAAGUGCUGCGGAAGAGCCCGACCGGGCCCGCGCGUGAUGGUGUGCCGACUGCGCUGCUUGCAAGGCAACGCGCUCGACAGGCGCGCCACUGAGGGCCUUGCUUGGCGAUGCGUGCCGCUUCGUUAUUGUGCAGGCCAGCCAGCGACGCGGAGCGGAGGCGCUCCCGCCACCUCGGUGCGACUUGUGGCAAGUUGUGCAUUCGGGCCGCUGUCUUUCGCUGCUGGUGGGGUUGUGCGCUUGUGGUGCUGGCCGCCGCAGUGAAUGCGCUUCGUUCAUGGCAGGCUUCGCCCUUUCGCUUUUGUCCUUGAUCAGUGACAUGGGUUUUCUUCUUGGUGUUCUUACUUUUAGUAGGUUUGUUAGUCAAACAACAUCGAGCAGCCAUUUGCUCCUUUAUCGUUUUUCUUCGUUCAAUUAAUGCACAGGAGAAUUGUGGAGCCAAUAUCUUAGCAAGUACGUGCUCAAUUUUCCUCCUCUCUCAGGGCGAGUGCGUUGCGCUGGUCUAUAUUGUGUUUGCGGGGUGGUCUCGGUGGGGUGCUUUACUCUUCAACGUGUUGGCAAUGGUUUUC